Fusarium poae is the source of this 1134-nucleotide messenger RNA. RefSeq lists its product as uncharacterized. Gene Ontology annotation, cellular component: membrane. The transcript is spliced from 2 exons. The record is from RefSeq and is a predicted model, not a curated record. NCBI's taxonomy places the organism in Eukaryota, Fungi, Ascomycota, Sordariomycetes, Hypocreales, Nectriaceae. Gene Ontology annotation, biological process: arachidonate metabolic process. The coding region runs from base 1 to 1134 and encodes 377 amino acids.
AUGGUUUACCAAGCUCUCACACGGCACCCCAAUGGCAAACGCCUCCUCGCUCUCGAUGGAGGUGGUGUUCGAGGAAUAAUGGGUCUCGUAAUCCUCAAAGAGCUCAUGAGCCGUGUCCAAGAACGGAAACGUCUGGCCGAGAUUCCUCGCCCAGCCGAUUACUUCGAACUUGCUGGCGGCACAAGCACUGGUGGUAUCAUGGGUAUCAUGCUAUUUCGACUACGCAUGACCGUGGAUGAUACUAUCAAAGAGUAUGACAGAAUUGCCAAGACCAUCUUCAGCCCCAAGUUCUGGGGUAGGGAUGUUAGCUGGAUACCUGGUUCGAGGAUCUUCAACAACAGCAAAGCCUUGGUUCAGGACAGUCGCUUUGAUGCCGCGUCUAUGAGCAAAGCUAUCGAUGAGGUCGUCGAGAAGUAUGGUCUAGAUGAGAACGACAAGAAGCUCAAAGGAAAUGCGCCUCUUCAGCAUGACGGAGGUGCACGAAUGUUCUGCUGCACCACUGCUCAAAACAGAGCCGAGUCCAUGUUGAUGCGAUCUUAUAAAGAUAGCACAAUCUAUACCAAAUCCAAAGCCAACAACGCUCUUCUCAAACACGGUAACAAGCUCACCAUCAGCAUCGCUGCUCGUGCUACAUCUGCCGCACCUACCUUUUUCCCCGAAGUCAAGUUUCCUGAGGACAACCCUGACCUUGUAUUCUGGGAUGGCGGUCUCCUGAACAACAACCCCAUCGACCAACUAUGGUACAGCCGCUUCGAGCUCGUGGAACCUUCAGAACCAGCACCUCCGAUCUCAUGUGUUAUCAGUCUGGGCACAGGCUAUGUAAGUCCAGGCAAGGCCAAGCCAUCAUGGAUCAAGGUUGUUGGCGUCGCAUCAAAGGUGAUGGACUUUGCGACAAACACCAACGCCAAGGGCAAAGACUUUUCGAGACAUAUGAAGCAUUUGAAUGCGAGGGAGGAACAUAAGGAUACAAAGUAUAUCCGUUUCAACCCGUACUUGAAGGAAGAAAUUGGUUUGGAUGACUACACAAGGAUGGAGGAGCUAAAGGAGCUUGCAAGGAGUACAAUGGCUAAUGAGAGUGAGAUGAACCAGUACUGGAUUAACCAGGCCGUCGAUGCGAUCUGCGAUACGAAGUAG